AUGUGUUGGUCGGAGAAGGACUGGAUAAACGAGGUGUACGACACGCUGUCCCUGAGGAACAAUCAGUACGUCAACCACUUCAGGAACUACUACGAGCUGACGCGGAAGGACCUGCUGGCGAAAAACAUGAAGAAGCUGAAGAAGCAAAAUGAGAAGAUGAAAAAUGAGGAAGAGCUAAAACUGAUUGACAUAACCCCAGUCACGUUCGUCCUUCCACUUGAGUACAAGCUGUUCCUCGAGGAAUACAAGCGAAGGAGCAAUCGCACGUGGAUUAUGAAGCCGAUUGGAAAAUCCCAGGGCAAGGGGAUCUUCCUGUUUAAGAAAAUAUCGCAGAUAAAAAGUUGGAGUGUCGGCCGGCAGAGGGAAAAGGUAGCAGAAGUGGGCCGGUCCCCCGAACGGGGAAGAGAUGUGGACCGAAAUAAAGCAGCGGAAGUGGGAAGAACCCCCGAACGGGGAAGAGAUGCGGACCGAAAUAAAGCAGCAGAAGUGGGACGAACCACCGAUCUGGGAAAAGACGCUCACCGAAGCAAAGGAGUAGAAGUGGACAAGCCGCCAGAAGGAGACAAGGAGGCAGAGCGACCAGAGCAGUACAUCGUGCAAGAGUACAUCCCGAACCCUCUCCUCAUCGGCGGGAAAAAAUUUGACAUUCGCCUGUACGUCCUCAUCGUGUCCUACUCCCCCUUGACCAUAUACCUCUACAGAAGUGGCUUCGCAAGAUUUUCACACACAUAUUUUAAAAACGAAAAAAAUAACAUGACGGACAUUACAAUGCACUUAACUAAUGUCUCCAUACAAAAAAAUGCACAGGGAUACGACGACAAUGUGGGAGGCAAAUGGUUUAUAAGAGAAUUGUUUCUCUACAUGAUCAGUCGUUAUGGUUGUGCUAGAAUAAUGAAAUUAAUUAGCGACAUUGAAAAUUGUAUUAUUCAGUCCUUCUUAGCAGUUCACAAAAUUAUAAUAAACGACAAACACUGUUUUGAGCUAUAUGGAUUCGACAUUCUAAUUGAUAAUAAUUUAAAACCAUGGCUCAUUGAGGUCAACUCCUCUCCUUCACUCUCGGCCAACACCAAGGAAGACUACACACUUAAGUUUAAUAUGCUAGAUGAGCUCAUGUCUUUAAUGAACUUGGAAAUGUACAAUUUACCCGAGACUGACCGAGUUGGAGAUUUUGACUGCAUCUACAGGAAGGGCAACCGGGUUGUCCUUUCCCAUCCCUACAACUUUUUUUCUCACUUGGGGGCGCAGCUCUCCGGAACGGAAAAUUUGAAGCAAAUGGCAAAGGACAUCAAACGGGGCAUGGACGCACAAGGGGGCCCAGAAAAAGGAGGCACAACAUGA
Molecule: messenger RNA, 1338 nt
Organism: Plasmodium fragile
Lineage: Eukaryota; Apicomplexa; Aconoidasida; Haemosporida; Plasmodiidae
Exons: 3
Coding region: 1-1338 (445 amino acids)
Biological process (GO): microtubule cytoskeleton organization; protein polyglutamylation
Cellular component (GO): cilium
Molecular function (GO): tubulin binding; tubulin-glutamic acid ligase activity; metal ion binding
Source: RefSeq, a predicted model, not a curated record